Messenger RNA from Fusarium subglutinans, 1068 nucleotides. RefSeq lists its product as uncharacterized. The transcript has 2 exons. The record is from RefSeq and is a predicted model, not a curated record. Bases 1 to 1068 code for a protein of 355 amino acids. NCBI's taxonomy places the organism in Eukaryota, Fungi, Ascomycota, Sordariomycetes, Hypocreales, Nectriaceae.
AUGAUUACUUCAGUGUUCCAAGCGCAGCGACGGCUAUCGUCACUGUCGCGGAUCGCUAUUAUCGCUUUGAUGGCAUUAUCUGGCAUCCUCAUCAUCCUCAAUCUGACAGAAGUGCCGCUACCGACCCUCCCGAAAAUCACGCUCCAUUACGCCAAUCAGUCCAUAUACAACGAGUCCAAAGUAGCUCUCCUCGUAGAAAACAGACCGCAGCCGAUCAUCGCGCCUCUGAUUCUCAAGUUCAUGUACCAAAUGCCGCCAGACUGGAAGUUUCGCUUCAUGGGCUCCAACGAAUCAGUAGCGUACGUGAAUUCCUCCGCUGCGAUGCGCGAGCACGUCAAGUCUGGGAAACUGGAUUUGACGUACAUACCCUCAAAUAUGAGCACUGCCGGCCAAGAAAUGAUUUCUCGUUUCUUGACGAAUUUAUGGCUGUAUGACACUGUGCUACAGCCGGCGGAGAUGCUGCUCGUCUUUCAGACGGACUCGAUACUCUGCGCGAAUAAUAAACGAACGAUUGAGGAGUUUCUGGGAUACGACUACGUCGGAGCACCUUGGAAUACAGGAGGACAAUAUGGUGGGAAUGGCGGCUUGUCGAUCCGUCGGGUGAGUAGUAUCGUCAGCAUUCUGCAGAACCAACAGCGCACCGACAACAGUGAUCCCGAGGAUGUCUGGCUCUCAACACGCUUGGGCCAUCAUGUCGACGGUCGAGUCGCAAAUGGCUCUAUAUCCCAGCUUUUCUCAGGCGAGAUGAACGGCGGGCCUGGGGAGGUAGUACCUCAGCCAAAGUGCGACGGCGACUACGAUGACGAGGAGUGUGAGCAUGUGAACAUGAUGAAGCAGAUGGAAGAGCCUGGACGACCGGGGCAGUGGGUGAAAGGUAUAGAUAACUGGCGGGAAGGUUUCUAUGAGCCUAUGGGGUAUCAUAUUGGUGGAACGGGCUACAUGCAUGGGAGUAUUUGGGGGACGAAAGAGAGAAGGGAGCAUAUCUAUAAUUAUUGCCCUGAGGCUAAGAUGGUGCUGGAUAUGGAUUGGGCCUCUUUUGUACCAGGGAAUUGUGCGAAGGAUUGGUAG